AUGCUCACCUCAAACCCGGAUGACGCGCUCUUCCCCUGGCCUCUACCAGUCGACUACUCAAAGCAGUCGUUCGAAGUCCCAGGAACAAGGCGACCAGGGCAGACAGGACACUACAGGAACUCCGCGCAUCCGGACCUGAUCACUACCUCCCUCCCUGGGGUGCCGUACACCACCAUCCCCGAGAUCCUAGACUAUGCCCGUGCUCAUUACCCGGACGACUACCGCUUGUUUGGCCACCUUCCCGUCCUCCAGCCAGCGACGCACGACACUCCUUCGAUCUACGCGAGCGCCUAUUCCUGGAUCACCUACGCCGAGGGGAACGCGCUGCGUCAACAGCUCGGAGCUGGCGUGGAUAGGCUCUACGAGGAGGGACUCCUGGGCUCGAAUCCUGAGGGACUCCAGACAGUGGGGAUAUGGAGCAUCAAUAGGCCCGAAUGGCAGAUUGUCGAUUAUGCGCUGCUGAGUUACUCGAGAGUGAGCGUAAGCUUGUACGACACUCUGGGGAGGGAUGCGUGUGAAUACAUCAUCAACCAUGCCGGUAUUCAGCUUGCGUUCACCACCGCGGCGCAUAUAAGGGACCUCUUGGCUCUUGCAGGGCCCGAGGGGAGCGGUCGCUGUCUCUCCCUCAAGGUCGUCGUGAGUCUUGACGAGCUCGAGCCGGUCGCGUGGGGGAUGUUCGAGUCUUGGGGCAGGGAAAAAGGGGUCAAGGUCAUGUUGCUCAGCGAGGUGUACAAGUUGGGUAAGGAUCAUCCGCGCCCUAUGCGCUACCCGACCCCUUCGACCGUCGCCAUCAUCUCGUACACCUCGGGCACUACAGGCAACCCGAAAGGGGUCGUGCUCACCCAUGCCAACCUCGCCCUGUCCGUGUACAGCCAUUGUCUGGGCCCCUUUAUGAAGAACUCGAACAACGCAGCGAUGUUCAGCUUCCUCCCUUUGGCGCAUAUAUACGGGCGCGUGCACGAGCAGAUCGCAAUAACCAUGGGGAUGGCGAUCGGGUACUCGACGGGUGACGUCCUCCGGUUACUUGAAGAUAUGCGGCUAUGCGAGCCGCAAUGCUUCAUCGCUGUCCCCCGUGUGCUGAACAGGAUCUACAACGCCGUCAACCCUGUCCUGAAGGGCGGGCUGAAGGGAGCGAUGGUGCAGCACGCGAUCUCUGUGAAGCUGCAGAAGCUGCACACGACAGGGCAGGUGAAGCACGCUGUCUGGGACCGGCUGGUGUUCAACAAACUCCGCGCACUGUUAGGCGGGAAGAUAGAGGUGAUCACCUCCGGCGCAGCGCCCAUAUCGGGCGAAGUACUCGAUUGGUUCAAAGUCGUCUUUGGCGUCGAGAUGGUACAGGGGUACGGGAUGACCGAGAACUGCGGUACGGCGUGUCACAAUUUCACGUCCGACCCUUUGCCGGGAGGCACUGUUGGAGGCCCGUCACCGGCGAACGAGAUAAAACUGAUCGACGUGCCCCAGAUGGGGUACCUGACGGACGUCCCUGAGCCGAGGGGAGAGCUCUUAAUGCGGGGUCCCAACUGCUUCAGGGAGUAUUAUAAGGAUCCAGAGAGCACCAAGGCGACUGUUGACGAUGAGGGCUGGCUGCAUUCGGGUGACGUGGCGAUAAUAGACAAGUAUGGUCGGUUGUCGAUCAUCGACCGUGUUAAGAAUAUCAUGAAGCUCUCCCAAGGGGAGUAUGUCGCCCUCGAGAGAGUCGAGUCGGCAUACUCGACCAUCCCUCUCAUCUCCCAGGUCUGGGUCUAUGGCGAAGGAACGCAGGACUACGUCGUCGCUGUCGUCGUGCCCGAUCCGGUCCUGUUCGCCCCGUUCGCGAGUAAGGUGCUGAGCAAGCCUGUGUCCGAGAAAGACAGGGCGGCGAUGGACGACGCGAGCGGGGAUGAGCGGGUCGUGGAUGCGCUUUUGGGGCUUAUGAUCAGGGAAGCGAAGAAGGAAGGGCUGAAGGGGUUCGAGAUCGUCAAGCGGAUACAUAUCUCCCUCGAGCCGUUCACGAUCGAUAAUGGGAUCCUGACCGCUACGCUCAAGCUGAAGCGGAGGGAGGCGUACAAGAGGUAUAGGAAGGAGAUCGAUGCGCUCUAUGCGCUGGGGAGUCCAAAGCCGAGAGAGGAGGACAAGGCUAGGUUAUAG
This is a messenger RNA of Dacryopinax primogenitus, 2127 nucleotides long. RefSeq names its product long-chain-fatty-acid-CoA ligase. Bases 1 to 2127 code for a protein of 708 amino acids. Gene Ontology annotation, molecular function: long-chain fatty acid-CoA ligase activity. The transcript has 8 exons. Gene Ontology annotation, cellular component: membrane; endoplasmic reticulum. Gene Ontology annotation, biological process: long-chain fatty acid metabolic process. NCBI's taxonomy places the organism in Eukaryota, Fungi, Basidiomycota, Dacrymycetes, Dacrymycetales, Dacrymycetaceae. The record is from RefSeq and is a predicted model, not a curated record.